Molecule: messenger RNA, 2594 nt
Organism: Pogonomyrmex barbatus (red harvester ant)
Lineage: Eukaryota; Metazoa; Arthropoda; Insecta; Hymenoptera; Formicidae
Gene: fidipidine
Product: coiled-coil domain-containing protein 93
Biological process (GO): Golgi to plasma membrane transport
Source: RefSeq, a predicted model, not a curated record
AUCGUAUUUGGUUACGUUGCUCUAUAUAGUACAUAUCUUAUAUCGCGUUGAUAAGUGCUGCAUUAAUGUAAUGUAACAUUAAUUUUAUGUUCAAGUAAAAUAAAUCGAACAAGUGCAAAUUUUAUUACACGAUCAAUUUUGGCAUAAGAUUACCUUCCACUAUACCUGAUUUCUCUCUGACUCCGAUAUUGUACAAGUUCUGGCUGUAUUGAUUCUGGCUCUCGUUUAAGGGCAGGGUCAUAAGAAAGAAAGAAGAAAGGUUACAUAUAAAUUAUAAGAAAGUAAUAUUUUUCAAUUUCAACUCCAAAUGCAUUAAAAUAAAUAGUUUGCUCUCCGAAGAAUUACGAUAUGUUGAAUGAUAUGCCGAAAAGAAUAUUGAGAAGUUCCGAAAACACUGAGAUCGAUGUACGCGAGGAUGAGGAACAAACUAUUAAAUUUCAAGAAAUUAUCGAUUUACUUGUUGCAGCGGGUUACUUUAGGGCACGAAUAAAAGGUUUAUCAAAUUUUGAUAAGGUUGUUGGCGGCAUGACUUGGUGCAUAGAAUCAUGUAAUUUUGAUGUAGAUGUGGAUUUACUUUUUCAAGAAAAUCUUACAAUUGGUCAAAAAAUUUCUUUAACUGAAAAGAUUGUGGUUAUGCUUCCAAAAAUGAAUUGUCCAUAUCGCAUAGAACCACAUCAAAUACAAGGUUUAGAUUGCAUUCAUAUAUUCCCAGUUAUUCAAUGGUUAGUGAAGCGAUCUAUGGAAAUGCGACAGGAAAUGGCGGACUUUGUGAGAGCUUUUGCCUUAAAUCAGUUUCAUAAAAAGCAUUCUUUUACUGAAGAUUCUGAAACUAGAACAGCAAUUAAUGAGAAUCUCAUAAAAAACUUACAUGCGGUUAAGAAAGCAUAUGAACCACGGCGUUUAUUUAAACAAAAAGAGGACUCUGUGAAGGAUGAAGCAAAUAAAUUUAUUGGUACUGUAUUAGAAUAUGAAGCACCAUUUGAGGUGGUUAAAAGUACAUCAGCAAUAACACCGAUCGAAUCUAAAAACAGCGAAUCACGAUCUGAAUCAAAUGAAAAAGAUGAAAAAAACAUGACUGAACAGAUUACUGCUACUCUGUCUGUCAUAGAAGAAAAUUUGAUGCGCUUAAAUACAGUUGGAAACAUUGUUGGCAUACAAGCACAAGAAAUUGCCAAAGUAGCAGAAAAGUAUGCAGCCAUAGCUACUUCUGAAGCUGAGGAUGGUGACGCAACGGAUUCGUCGCGUGCUCUAAUUGCAUUACAAAAACAAACAACAUUGCAAUCUAGAGUCCGCAAGUUAACAAAGGAAAGAGAUAACUUAUCAAACAAAUUCACUGAAGUAAUAGAAAAAAUGAAAGAACAUCGUGCGAAAAAAGAAGCUAUUGAACGCUCGUUUAAAAAGAUUCGUGAAAUUGGAAUUAAUGAUAAUGACAGUAUUUUCAAACGAUUAGAGGAACUUCUAUCUGUACAUGAAGAAUUGAAAGAACAAGAACACAAUUUCCGAGAGCAAUGUAAGUCAGAUUUAAAUCUUCUUCGAGAUAUGUUACAAGAAAUUGAAAAUGGUGCUCCGGUAGAAGAAGAGGAUCGUGUCAAAGAAUAUGAGGAACAAAAGGAAGCUAUAAUGCGAAUGCGCUUGCAAUUAGCAAAAAAGAAUAGAAUUAUUGCAUCUUUGACAAGACAAUUGGACGAUGUUCCAGGACGUUCUGAAUUGACGCAAUAUCAGCGCCGCUUUAUGGAACUUUAUAAUCAAGUUUCAGCUAAGCAUAAAGAAACUAAACAAUACUAUACAUUAUACAAUACCCUCGAUGAUACUAAACUAUAUAUAACUAAGGAAUUAUCAUUACUAAAUUCCAUUCAGGACAACUAUAAUGAAGCAAUGGCAUCAGCAAGUGGCAAGGAACAGUUCCUGAAACAGUUUGAGACAAUCGUUGCAGGAGUGAAGCGCAACAAAGCCAUGGUGGAAAAACGGUGUUCUGACGAAAAAAGUAGACGUGAUACGCUUAGUCGACAACUCGUCACCCUUGUAGAACAACAACGUAAAUAUGUUGCAGCAGUUAGACAACUUACUAUUGAAUGUCGCAAAAAUGAAGCUUUAUUGGCUCAACUUCGUGGUCCAUAAAUUUUUCUUGGCAAAUGGAAACUAGUCAAAUGUGCAUAAUUGAUGUUAUGAAAUUGUUAUAAAAGAUUAUUUAAAAUUAUUUCAUCUUCUAUUAUGUAUAUAUAAUGAAUGUAGGAUAAAAGCUAACGGAAAUGUCAAAAACAUUUGUUAUGUAUGUAAUUAUAUUGCAAUAAUUCAUCACUAAAGAAGAUUCAAUAGCUUAUAAUCAUGUAUAAUUCGUUAAAUAUUAAAUGUGUAAAUUAAUUCUUUUUACAAAAUGUAUAAUAUGUUCAAUCGACUUGCAUAUAAAAUUGUUUCGAUAUAACGAUUAUUCGAAUCGAUUUUAUAUAAUGAAUUCGGGAUUGAAUAUUUUUUCACACAAUUCGAUGGAAAUAUGAAUUCUAUCUCAUCAUUAUGAGUUAUUUUAUAAUUUAAAUGAUAUAAUGUUAUGUAAAAAAAUGUAGUUUGCAUAAUUACAUGCUUAUCUAUUGAGAAAA